Molecule: messenger RNA, 2316 nt
Organism: Penicillium daleae
Lineage: Eukaryota; Fungi; Ascomycota; Eurotiomycetes; Eurotiales; Aspergillaceae
Product: LIM domain-containing protein
Exons: 2
Coding region: 1-2316 (771 amino acids)
Source: RefSeq, a predicted model, not a curated record
AUGGCGACAAUGGAUAUGGGUUUCCUGCCCACCAUCACAUGUUCCAACUGUGGAAAUAAUGUUGAAAUCUCGGCCAUGGGCGACCAUGUCUGCGCCCCUAUUGAUCAUGGCCUGCCUUUGAUGGGAGCUACGACACACGAUACUACCCCGUCCAUUCUCGACCCCUCCCACGCAACUUCCAAUGCCUCAGUCCCUCCUUCACCACCCCCCUCUGCAGGGCUGGACGCUCCAGACCAGUUGACCGUGGCUAUGGCAGCUAAAUCCGGUCGGCUUGGAGCGCCCCCUCGCAUCGACCCUUGGAUCGCCAAUCGCGCGUUCCUGCAACCGACUGUGCCUACGCCGGCGAGUAGUGUUGGGUCGUAUCUGCCAUCCCCCCUUUCAAUUCACUCGGCACCUCGAUCUCCAAUGCACUUGCCAGUUACCAACACCCAGAUAUCUCCCGAUGACGAGUCAGUGCUCGACCUAGAUACAGUAUUCUCCUUUCCCAUGCCUGGUAGCCGGUCUCCAGCUCUCGUUGGAACACCCACGAUGAAAUUUGAGCCUCCAGCAAGGUCUCCAGCACGGUCUCCAGCACGCCCAGUUCCGACUCCAUCCCCGCGACUUGGAUUAGAUCUGGUUCCGGAGAACAUUCAGCUGCCACCUAGUCCUCUUCCACCUCCAACAGAGUCAGCGCAGGUAGGCCAUAAUCGAGGUGAUUCAAUGGCUAGCCAUAGUAGCUACCGCACCUCGGUAGCCAGCACUCGCUACGAAGGCUCAACCGCCCGAUCAUCUACUCAUAGCUUCUCUCGGGGACUGCGCUCGUUCAUGGACGACACCCCGCCCAUGCCCCCGGCGCCGCUUCGCACGCCAAACGAGGCAUCGUUCUCAGACUCGACUUCGAACUUGUCAGUCAGCCCUCCCUCUCGGGACGACCGCGGGGAGAGCUAUAGUGGAUUUAAUUUUGGCAUCUCGCCAGCUCAUACCCCUACGGGGCUACAUGACCUCCCGGAAGAAAGCUCUCCUGAUCCAAUUGCGAUCGAUCAAGAGCGCAAAUAUCUCGCCUAUUCACCGACCCACUUGCAUCCAGCCAAUGCGGAAUCCGGAAGUGAUGCACCGAGGAGGGCUUCUGACGCGACGAGCGAAAGUGCUAUCUCAAUUACCAAUUUCGCCCGUGCUUUGGGUUUGGACGAUCAUCUUCGUGACAAGGCAGACUUUGAUAAGCAAGAGGGCUCCACGUCUUCCGAGUCUUCUCCAUCUGAUACUCGUAGUGGAAGUUCCAGCGGGAGUUCCAUGUCCAGCCUACCAUCUGAUACCAACCUGAACCGGCAUAAAAUCUCCGAUCCUCUCAAUCUGGGUCCUUUGGUCGAAGAACUGCCACCACGAACACGACAGACCAUUUUGGAGCUGCCGGGUCGCAUCCGCAUGACAAUGGACGAAGUGCCUCCGAUCCCUGCGGCUUUCUUCAGCCCUGAUUCUCCGACUGAUCCGGCGAUUGGCCAAGGUAGUCUGUCGCUGAUUGCUGAGAGGCGCGAGGAGGCGCUUCGCCCGCAGCGGCUGCAACAACCACAGCAACAAGACGAACAACAAGAUCUCCCUUCACCUCGGCGUCCGAUACAACGGUCUGCGACGGAACCGAUUCCUCGUCCUCCAACUCGCUCCGGAAAUCGUUCCAAGGGUAACUGCAAGGGUUGCGGCGAGGAAAUCACUGGCAAAUCUAUUUCCUCCUCUGACGGCCGUCUGACUGGUCGAUACCACCGUGGAUGCUUUGUCUGCUUUGAAUGCCACUCGCCCUUCCCAUCGGCCGAUUUCUACGUCUUGAACAACCGGCCGUAUUGCGCGCAGCACUACCAUGAGCGUAACGGCUCCCUGUGCGGUACCUGUCACAACGGCAUCGAGGGCCAGUACCUCGAGACGGUGGAACGUAAUGGCGCACGUCCCGAACGACGCCGCUUCCACCUUGAAUGUCUUCAAUGCCGAACGUGUCACGUCUUGCUCAAGGGAGACUAUUUCGAGUGGAACGGCGAAGUCUACUGCGAGCAGGAUGCCCGCCGUGCUGCGAAUGCCUAUCACCAACCACCUAGACCAGGACCUCCUGGACCGCCUGGACCGCCCGGAUCCCGAAGACCUCCCGGCCCACCGGGUCCACCAGGUCGUCGCCGACCCACGAUCGGCUCUUCGCCUCUGGCUCAAUCUCGUGCCUAUCCCCCUCCAGCCGGAUACAGACCUCCUCCCUCUCCGGCCCCAAGCAACGGGGGUCUUCGCUCUGGCCCUCGUUUCCCAUCUGGAGGUGCUAGGCGUUUCCCCGAGCGGAGAACCACCAAGCUCAUGAUGAUUUGA